CGUGACGUCAGAAGGAGGCGCCAAGAGGAGCCCAGAACAACAACAAGAGCAGCAGCCGGGCUUCUCUUCUCUUCUUUUCUGCGCGGAGAGAACGAACGAGAUCCGCGGAAGGUGGGCGAGACAGUGAGGAGGCGGGGCCUGGGGAGCUUCUAAGCCCCGCCCCUUCCUUCCCCUCCCUCAGAGGGGGGCGCGCGCUGAGAAGAUGGCGGCGGAGGCGUGAAGACGAGGAAAGAAAAAGAAGAGGGAGGCGGGAUGGAGGCGCUCUCCCCUCCUUAGCCUUUGGCGCCUCCGGGGAAUCGAGACAUUUCCUGAAUAGGAAGGGGAGGCCUGCUUUUCUCCCUUCGAGCCUUGCCUCAUUUCUUUGCCACCAUGCCUUGGCCCUUCUCAGAAUCCAUCAAGAAGAGGGCCUGCAGGUACCUGCUGCAGAGGUACCUGGGCCACUUCCUUCAAGAGAAGCUCAGCUUGGAACAGCUCACGCUCGAUCUCUACCAAGGGACUGGCUCUUUGGCACAGGUGCCCCUGGAUAAGUGGAGUCUUAAUGAGAUUCUAGAAUCCGCAGAUGCUCCUCUGGAAGUCACUGAGGGAUUUAUUCAGUCAAUUUCUCUAUCCAUUCCCUGGGGCUCUCUACUUCAGGACAAUUGUGCACUUGAGGUGAAAGGUUUAGAAAUGAUCUUCAGACCAAGGCCCCGUCUAGCUUCUGGUUCAGAGCCCAUGUAUUGGUCAAGCUUUAUGACAAGUAGUAUGCAGCUUGCAAAAGAAUGUCUUAGCCAAAAACUGACAGAUGAACAAGGAGAAGGGUCCCAGCCUUUUGAAGGACUUGAGAAGUUUGCUGAAACAAUUGAAACAGUUUUAAGAAGAGUGAAAGUCAACUUUUUAGAUACUGUUCUGAGAAUUGAGCAUGUGCCAGAUAAUUCUAAAAGCGGAACAGCACUUGAAAUUCACAUUGAGAAAACAAUGUAUUGUGAUGAAACUGCUGACGAAUGCUCUGGAAUUAAUAUUCAUCAGCCCACUGCUUUUGCUCACAAAUUGCUGCAACUCUCCGGUGUUUCUUUCUUCUGGGAUGAAUUUCCAGCAUCAGCAAAAUCCUCACCUGUGUGUUCAGCUACACAGUUGGUAACAGAACCUAAACUUUCACCAAGCUGGAACCCUAAAAUCGUGUACGAGCCACAUCCACAGUUAGCAAGGAAUGUGCCAGAGGUUUCUCCCUCUGAUCCUGUACAGAUAUGUAGGUUGAUUGGAAAGAUGGAACUCAGCCUUACAUUAAAGCAAAAUGAAGUUCUUCCAGGAGCAAAGUUGGAUGUAGAUGGACAGAUAGAUUCUAUUCAUCUGUUCCUGUCACCGAGACAGGUGCAUCUUUUGCUGGAUAUGUUAGCAACUAUUGCAGGGCCAGAGAAUCCUAGCAGAAUUCAGUUAUCUAAUAAAGACAGAAAAAAUCGACCAAUGCAACAGGAAGAUGAAUAUCGGAUUCAGAUGGAGCUCAACCGCUACUUAAGGAAAGAAAUUUCUCCAGUAGGUAUACAAUGUGAUCGAAGCUUUUGUGAGACGGAGACAGCCAGAACUCCUUCAAGUCGUGGUGAGCCCCUACUUCACAAUCCUAGGAAAUGUUCAGAAGAAGAAGUUUUCUUUUCAAUGGCUGACAUGGAGAUGUCUCAUAGUCUUUCCUCUUUGCCACCCCUUGGAGACCCACCAACUAUGGAUUUAGAACUUUCUGUAAAUAGUGCAUACACCGCAACUUCAGCAGAAUCUCCACUUGGUACUACAGUUCAGCAACCAGUGUGGGGGGAAUUUCUUGAACAACACAAGCAGGAGCCACCACAACUAAGAAGUUCACCAUUUACCCCCAGUGUUGUCCACCCAACUCCUCUACGAAGGACUUCUCUUCCAUCCAGAUCUGUUUCAGUGGAUGAAUCUAGGCCCGAACUUCUUUUUAGGCUAGCAGUGGGUGCUUUCUCAGUGUCAGUGCUCCAUAUCGAUCCUCUAUCACCACCUGAAACAUCACUAAAUAUUAGUCCACUGACACCAAUGGCGCAGGAUUUUUUUACCAGAAUAGAAAAGGUUAAUCCAGCUGAGUUUCCAACAGAAGACUUUCUGUCCUUCCGAGAAGUAUUUGCAAAGGCUUGUUCACAUGACCAUCUUAGAUUUGUAGGUACAGGCAUCAAAGUCUCCUAUGAACAAAGACAAAGAUCGGCCUCCCGUUGUUUCAGUACAGAUUUAUCCAUUGGGCAAAUGGAACUUCUGGAAUGUCUUUUUUCUACAGACUCUCAUUCUGAAAUACCUCAUUAUACCGAGCUGCUGAUGUUUAACUCUGAAAAACAAGGAAAUAAGCUGCACCCUCUCUCAUGCCUUCAGCUCCAUUACAAGCACUCAGACAACAAAGGACCUCAGGGCAGCCAAGGGAGACUGAGCUCAGUUCCACAAAAAGCAGACUUGCAAAUCAAGCUGAGUCCAGCAUUCUGUGAGCUGGAUAUUAGUAUUGUAGACAGACUAAACUCAUUGCUUCAGCCACAGAAGUUAACCACAGUGGAAAUGAUGGCAUCACAUAUGUACACCUCAUACAACAAACACAUUAGCCUGCACAAAGCAUUUGCUGAAAUUUUUCUGGAUGAUUCACGUACUCCUGCAAACUGCAAAGUCUCUGUUCAAGUGAUGGCACCAGCUUUGAAACUUUCAGUUCGCUUCCCAAUACCUGACCUACGAUCAGACCCAGAACGAGGACCCUGGUUUAAGAAGUCUCUUCAGAAGGAAAUUCUGCAGUUAGAAUUCACGGAUAUAGAACUUAAAACUGAAUUUACCGGAGGGCCAACUCCAGAGCAAGUUAAAUUGGAGCUCACCUUUAAAGAACUAACUGGGUCAUUUGAAGAAAGCAAAGAUGAAUCAACUGUACAGUUUUUUCAGGUUUCCAGUGGUAUAGCUGGAGAGAUGGUUUCAUCAGACAACUUUGAUUGGCCACGAAUUGUCCUAAAAAUAAAUCCACUUGCUAUACAUUCCAUUCUGGAAAGGGUAGCACCUGAGGAGGAAGAGGAAGAGGAAGUUGAUGGUCAUUUUCAAGAAGAAGAGGAAGGUGGAUCUCAUUCUCUGAAGGACGUGUGUGAUUUUAGAAGACCAGAACCAUCUCCCUUUUCCUCUCGUAGGGUCAUGUUUGAGAAUGAAGAGAUGGUGAUGCCUGGCGAUGCAGUGGAGAUGACAGAGUUUCAGGAUAAAGCAAUUAGCAACUCUCAUUAUGUGCUGGAACUUACGUUACCAAAUGUAUGCUUAACAUUACCAAACAAAAGUUUUUAUGAGAAGCUUUAUAACAGGAUCAGUAAUGAUCUGUUACUGUGGGAACCCACAGCUCCCUCUCCUGUAGAAACCUUUGAAAACAUUUCUUAUGGUGUUGGACUUUCAGUAGCAAGCCAGCUGAUAAACACGUUUAGUAAAGAUAGUUUUAGUCAAUUCAAAUCUACCAUUCACUAUGAUGAUGAGAGUGGAUCUGAGGAGGAGACAUUGCAAUAUUAUUCUACUCUUGAUCCAAACUACUGUUCACGGAGAAAGAAAAAAAUUGAAUCUCAAAAUAGGAACACACAGAACUUCCUCUCAGUUCUUUUGAAUAUUAACCAUGGAUUAAUAUCAAUGUUCACAGAUAUCAAGCAGGAUGAUGGGAGUAUAUGUGAAGACAAACAUGGAGAAUUUUGGUUUGAAUUCAGUGGUGGUUCUUUGUUCUGUGUAACAAAAUAUGAAGGCUUUGAAGACAAGCACUACAUCUGCCUCCAUUGUAGCAGUCUCAGUUUAUAUCAUCAAGGAUUGGUUGAAGGGGUAGUGCCUCCAUCUGAAAUAGAGCUGCCAAGUAAAACGCAUCCUCAUUGGUUAGAACCUACUAUUUAUUUUUCGGAAGAAGAAAGUCUCAGCAGAGCUCCUUCAGAUGGUGUUGGAGUGGACUGCAUAAGCAUGUUGUCUGUUGCAGUUAAAAUACAAUCAAAUAAAUCAGAGAGCAAUACAAAGGAGUUUUUAGUUGCUGUUGGGCUUAGAGGAGCAACCCUGCAACACAGAGUACUUCCUUCUGGUUUAAGCUGGCAUGAGCAGAUUUUGUAUUUUUUGAACAUUUCUGAUGAGCCUAUCUUGGGAUAUAAUCCUCCAGCCUCUGUUACGACGUUGCAUGUCCAUCUCUGGAGUUGUGCUCUGAAUUAUAGGCCUUUAUUUUUGCCAACUAGAUCGCUUCUUACUGUUGAAACAUUUAGCAUUUCAAGUAGCGUGGCACCAGAUAAGUCAUCUUCUACUCUCAGAAUAAUCUUGGAUGAGGCUGCCUUGCAUUUGUCUGACAAAUGUAAUGCCGUUAUAGUGAAUCUCCAAAGAGAUUUUGUUCGAGUUAUGGACAUGGGACUCCUCGAACUUACCAUAAAGGCAGUGAAACCUGGAUCUGAUGGGGAAAGGAGUAAGCCACGCUUUGAACUGCAUUGUUCCAGUGAUGUAAUCCAUAUUCGAACAUGCUCCGAUUCUUGUGCAGCAUUAAUGAACCUUAUCCAGUAUAUCGCCAGUUACGGUGAUUUGAAUCCACCUACUAAGGUCGAGUCUUCUCCUGGAGUGACUAAAAAAAAUGCAAAGGCAGAUACUUCCAGUCGGCCAUCUUCCCAAGGGCCUGUUCUUGCAGAAGCUGACCAACAGAUUUUACGGGAUUUGAUGAGCGAUGCUAUGGAAGAAAUUGAAACCCAACAUCUUACCUCCCCCACUAAACCACAAGCUAAUGGAACUUUGGAUGAAAAGACUCAAACACCAGCACCGUCUUGCUCAGAUCUUUUCCUCUUCCCUGAUGAAAGUGGGAACUUAUCCCAGGACUCAAGCCCAACGUAUACAUCAUUCACCCCAAAUAUGAUUAGUGAAGCUAUAGGAGAUGUACCUUCUGAAAAUGAUGACUUCUGUAUUCUUUUUGCACCAAAAGCUGUUGUCUCUGAUAAGGAAGAAGAGCCAGUAGUGAAAAAAUUUGUUGCUGAUGUAAUCCUGGUUAAAGACAACCAUUUCAGCCUACCUUUAAGAAGAACUGACACAAACAAAGGGCUGUUGCGCUUUCCUGUGCCGUUGAUUCGCUAUGUUGUGAAAGAAAUAUCACUCAUUUGGCACCUUUAUGGAGGAAAAGACUUUGGGAUUGUACCACCUACAUCUCCAGCUAAAAGCUACAUUAGCCCUCAGAGUUCGCCUUCGCACACACCAACAAGGCAUGGACGUAGCACAACCUGUGCAGGAAGAGGAAGGAACCCAGAUUUCUUGAUGGAAAUACAGUUAAGCAAGGUAAAAUUCCAGCAUGAGGUAUAUCCAUCAGGUGAAACAGAGGGAGAGAUGAGCAUCUUGGAACAACCGGUAUCCCGCCAAGUGUUUGUGGUUCAAGAUCUUGAGAUCAGAGAUCGCUUGGCUACGUCACAAAUGAACAAAUUUCUUUAUCUCUACUGUAGUAAGGAGAUGCCCAGAAAAGCCCAUUCUAAUAUGUUGACAGUGAAAGCAUUGCACGUUCGUCCAGAGUCAGGCAGGUCACCACAAGAAUGUUGUUUACGUGUGUCAUUAAUGCCACUUCGCCUCAAUAUUGACCAGGAUGCUCUGUUUUUUCUGAAGGAUUUUUUCACUAGCCUAUCUACAGAAGUAGAAGCCCUAACGACCCCAGACCCUGAAGUUAAAAAGCCUCCUGGCGCUGAAGUAACUUGCAGCUUGCCUAGGCAUCACAUUGGUUUCAAGGAGCCGAGUCCAGUAAUUUCUUUCUCUCUACACAAGGAGUCAAGUCAAAAUGGAAGCGUUGAUUCUGUGGAUGGACUUAAUGGUGAUGACCAUAAUUUUGCACACGAAGAGGCAUCAUUCAGUGAUCAGCCAAUCUUUUUCAGAGAAUUUCGAUUCACAUCAGAAGUUCCAAUACGUCUUGAUUAUCAUGGCAAACAUGUUUCUAUGGAUCAGGGCACAUUAGCUGGAAUUCUGAUUGGUCUUGCUCAGUUAAAUUGCUCUGAACUGAAACUGAAGAGGCUUUGCUACCGACAUGGGUUGCUGGGUGUGGAUAAGCUGUUUUCUUAUGCCAUCUCAGAAUGGCUUAAUGAUAUCAAGAAAAACCAGCUACCAGGUAUUCUCGGAGGAGUAGGACCAAUGCAUUCACUGGUUCAGUUAGUUCAGGGUCUAAAGGACUUGGUUUGGUUACCAAUAGAACAGUACCGAAAAGAUGGCCGGAUUGUAAGAGGCUUUCAGAGAGGAGCAGCUUCUUUUGGCACUUCGACUGCAAUGGCAGCAUUAGAGUUGACAAACAGAAUGGUCCAGACCAUACAGGCAGCUGCAGAGACAGCUUAUGACAUGGUUUCUCCUGGACCCAGCUUAAUUGAAACAAAAAAGAUCAAACGACUUUCUCGCUACCGUCUGGCUCAUCAGCCUGUAGAUCUUCGAGAAGGAGUGGCCAAAGCAUAUAGUGUCGUGAAAGAGGGGAUUACUGACACAGCCCAUACCAUCUAUGAAACUGCUGCUCGUGAACAUGAGAACAGAGGAGUAACCGGAGCUGUCGGGGGCGUUCUCCGUCAGAUUCCACCAACAGUGGUGAAACCUCUCAUCGUUGCCACCGAGGCAACAUCGAACGUUUUAGGUGGCAUGAGAAACCAAAUCAGGCCUGAUGUGCGCCAGGAAGAGUCUCAGAAGUGGCGCCUUGGAGAGGACUGAUAGCUUACAUAUGUUUGAGCCACAGAGUUUGAGAAUCCAUCUUAUCCUCAUGGCAGCUUUAAAUGGGACAUAUCCUUUUAUUAUGUCAAACAUGAAAUUAUGCUUGUUUAUCUCAGGAACACAGGAGAUUGUAAAGCUAUUUAAUGUCAAACAUGAAAUUUUUGAGUAGAGAACAAGCUUGGUAUUUGAUAGUUGUUGGUGUAGUUCAUGUUACCAGUACCUGCUGGUCUGUGCCAAAUGGAAUGGCAUCUUUUGUUGCCAAAUCCACAAUAUGCUGGUUUUAGACUGGAUAUACCAUAUUUUCCUUGGAAUAUUGUUUUUUUGACAUCAAGAACUUUUGUUUUUCUUUUAAAGAAAACCCAUUUCCCCUAUUUGCAAGUCUGUAUUUGUAUCUAGAGGGAUUCCAUGAGUAUGGUUGAACAAUUUUUUGUAAAGUUGGUUCCUUUCUGAAACAGUAGACAUGUGACAUGAAGAACCUAAAUGCUACAAGAUGUUAAAAAGUAACUGGGUUCUCAAUUAUUUUGCUGGCUAUGAGUGUUUGCCCCUUCUGUGGCAACUAAUAGUGAGGACAAUCUGACUUGGUCAAAAAUUGUUUCCACACAAUUGUGAAUAUUGAAUUGUUUCACCUACAUGUUGACAUCCUCCUUUUGUGGAAACUGGGGCAGUUUGAAUGUUGCAGACAUGUUCUGUUGUGUUGCACUUUAAAGAAUUUAGACUGUACCUUGCUUUUUUAAAAAAAAAGUUAAUAAAAUAUAAUGUGCAUUUUUGCCUAGUAUGGUUUCAAAACCUAUGCAAAUUAUUUAAAGGGAAAAGACACAUCAAGUUUAUCGAUAACAAGGAAAAAAAGUUGCCUGAAUGUUCAGGUUGCUGGACAGCAAAGAUUAUCCAGUGAGUGACUGGUUCCUCACACGUGUGCAGUUGUCCUGUUUCAGAGAAGAAGAGAGGUUUAUUGUGAAAGAGGUACCAGCUGUUGUCUGUAUUAUGACUAUAUGAUGUCAGUGCUAUGCACGGUUUGUCUUAUUUAAUCUGUCUUUUCUGUGGAAUCUUCAGUCCAGAAGAACCAGAUUUUAAACUUGUUUAUAUAUCAGAACAGUUUUAAAGUGGUUAUUUUGCUAUAACCUUUACAUUCUAAAUUAAGUUAAAUACUAAUAUGGGUUACUAAUUGCUCUCAGUCCUAACUUUUUGUUUUGGUCUGCCUACAAGGCUCUGAAAUAACAUACAGGAGGCCUAUGAAAUAACUGCUGGAGAAUUUUGUUGUGGAGCAAAAAGGUUAGUGCCGUAACAUGGGAAAUGACAGUGAAUAUCUUGCAGUUUGUUCAUUUCACAAUUUCUGCAUUUAUGAAUUUGUUACCAUAAGAAAUGAGGGGCUUUUGUUAAAGUGACUCAAAGAAAGAGACCCUGUAAUUUGUACGGGUGGUGGAGACAGGUGCUAGAAUAUAAAAGAACAGCCAAUAAUCUCUGUACUUAAAAAAUAUUAAGCUAAAAUAGUGAUGCAGUAAUCAGCUGUGCAUUUCUAAGUUUGUAUAGGACUGUGAUUUUUCUCCAUUUUUGUUUUCUUUUAAAUGUAAAUUCUAUACCAUUUCAUGUUACCUGUAAAAGUAACCCCCAGGUUGAUAGCAGUUUGGUUGACAGAUUGUUCUAAAUUUAAGAUGAUUGUGUUAUAUAUCUAUUCCUGAUUCUAUGUAUUUGGAAACAUCCAAUAUCCAAGGAUGGAGGGUUGUCUAACAACAUUUAAUAAGGAUUCAUUCUCCUGUUUACAGUAAUGAUACUGUAACUGCAUUAACAUUGCAAUAAUGGGUUGGAUAUAAGAAUCCUUUUACUGGUGCGUGACCAUAAACACUUUUGUAUGUGUGUGUUGAGUGCUGCUUUGGCAAUAUUUGCUGAUUCAAUAAAUUAAUCACCAAAACGGAUGGCCCUCUCUGCCACAGUGGGCCCAUUUGGAGGUUUUAAUAGUCAGAUUUUCACCAUGUCUGGAGGGCUUCCAUUUAUGGGCAUUUAUUAUUGUAUAGUUAACUCAAAAUAAUUAAUAUUUCAGAAAUGGCAGAAACACUUGACUUUUUGUGGCCACUUUCAACAAGAACAUGUAAAGAGUUCUUGUAGCUCUUUAGAGAUUAACGAAAAGAAUUAAAUUGGUAGCACAAACUGUCGUGGACUAAAUAAGCAUCUGAGUAAGUGGACUUAGUCUACAAAAGACUUACGAAGUAAUUCCAUGCAUCUGAGGAAGUAGACAUAGUCUACAAAAGCUUAAACUACCAACUUCAUUCUCUCAUUUAGUCUUCAGGGUGUUACAAGAGCUCGUUACAUAUUUGAUAUUCCAGACAAACAUAAUUAUGUCUUUGAGUUUUCACAAGAACACAUUGUGAAGAACACAUAGCAUUUCUGUUGUCAGUUUCUCAUCAGGGGCUUCCUUUGCUAUUUUUGACAUUUUGAAACUGACAUUGGAGCAGCAACUGUGCUGGUACUUUAUGCUGACUUCUUAGUUCUUGUGCGCUAGGGAAGCAAACAAAAGAGUUCCAUCUUAAAAUUCUGUAAAUGUCUAGCUAAUAUGAACUGCCCACAUUUCUCAGUACUGUAGUGGCAAAAUGAAAGAAAAUGCUUUAAAAACGACGUAUAUAAAUGUACAGUACACUUUUUAUUCUACUUCGGCUGACAGUCAUUCGUGCUUUAUGCUUCAUGAUACUUGACUGUAUCAGAAUAACGGUUAAAAGGCAGUUUCGAUUCUUUCCAUUUCAAAAGCUUUGGAUCGCUCUCUCUGUUUCCAACCAGCUGGAUUGAAGCUCCCUUGCUGAUCUAACAUCUGUCAACAAACAUGAACAGUCUCUUGUGUUAAGUCAUAUGAGGUUAAUAUAGGGGCGGUGUAUAGCCCACUGGCUCCAUCAGCAGCUAACCACUGCUCUUAGUUUGCAUAUAGGCAUCCAGCAAGAGUCAACAUUUUACAGUGGUUUGAGUGUUGGAUUACAUAGUCCAAAUCCCUGCUCAGCAGAGGAAACCCACAUAGUGACCCUGGACAAGUCACACCAAGCCUCGGAGGAAGGCUAACCUCUGGAUAAAUCUUGCCAAGACAACAGUAAAAGUGGGCUAAAUCUGAGUGAACUACAACAUAGAAAAACAAAAGUCAAUUCCAAGACCAUGUAUCCACUUAGAAGAACUUGCACAGGCAACAUAAUUGCAAGCAAGUCUAUAUAUAUUUUAGAUUCCAAUUCAAUUGGGAUCCUAAGCAACAAUGAUGUUUUUAGUUCCCUGUUUCAUAUUAGAUAGCUAAAUGUAUCCCAAAUAGAAAGUAGGUUUUCCAUCAAUAGAUGUAGACUCAAAGAGCAUGAAUUUCACUGGAAUUUAAGAACCUAAUUAUUAACAUUUUACAUUUUGUAAUUUUUAAAGAGAUAUAUCACUUGAAUGUGUAAAAUAUGAAUACUUACCUUCAAAUCUGUUCUUAUAGCUCAGUAGAACAUUUAUUCCCCAAUGGUAGAAAUAACAAGUCUAUGUGGACAGUCCCAAACACUUACUGUUUUUCACACAGAUGUUGUAGCCCAGGAAAAUACAUGCCUAGAUUAGUCUGCAACUAUGUAAAAAUAAUAUUGCCACACUCAUCAAGACUAUAAGGAAUGUGGCACAUCAAGUUUUCCUUAAUUGAAAGCUCCUAUUUCCAUUGAAGCUUUUUUUGGUGAUAGUUACCUUAAAGCCAAUGAAUGGACAGAAGCAUGUACUUAAUGUAAAAUUGAGUUUUACUAUCCAAGACGCUAUACUAGUUUUAUGAGAUAUGAUCAAAAGUCUCAUGUGUUUGCUGUGUUUUCCUAUAUAAGUGCUUCUCAUAAGAGAAAAUCAGGAAAGCCUGUGUAAGUGAAGCUCUGUGGACACUUCACAGAUGAUUUUUUUUCACAGUCCUGAGGCACAUUUCUGUAAAUGUUUAUUUCAUCUCACAUUUAAAAUACGCUCAGUUUGUAUUCAUUUGUCAUUGUAUUAUGGCUAUUAAACCAUAAGCUAAUUUCCUUGAAGUUCCAUAUGUUGCACCAGAAGUAGCUGAGAGAAAGAAGUGGACUCCAUUUGAAGUGGAAUCACCCUGUCAACCUGCAAAUGUGAUACCUAUUUUUUUCUAUUCUACUGUAGUUGUUGACUAGCAAAACACAGUUUAAAUGGGUAUUAAAUAGCAUCCUGGAUUUCAUAGCAAUAGGUUAUUAUCAGUAGUAAAAAAAACAUGCGGGUAUCUGCACUCUUGGCUUUUCAUUAUUAUAAUCUUUGUUUCAUGUAUCACCAGCCUUCUGCAGCUUACGCUUCUGACAGCAAUUUCAGCUUGUUCCAAAUACUGAAUCAUGUUUACAUUUUAGAAUCAAGUUGGCUCAUUAAUAAUAAUAAUGUACUUGUUCUGGAUUUCCAAGAAAGGGAAAAACCACAUAAGCUAAAGAUAGCUUAACAAAGAGGAACUGUUUGUAUACAUGUAUAUUUUUUACUUAUGUGUCAAAGUUAGCCUUUUUUGUGGUAUGCUUUUGUAUAUAGUUUGCUAGCUCAGAACAAACUGUAUAGUAGGAUAAAAAUGUGAAGGCUCUUUGAAGGGAAAUCGCUGUACUACCUUUUUCUUUACUUUGCUGAGAACACGUGCACUCUCCCAAACUCGACUAUUCUUACUACGGACGAGUACCAAUCUUGAUGUAUAUUGAACGUCCAAGGCCUUACACAAAUAAGAUGUUCUGCUCAACUGCUGUCAUGACAGAAAUAAAACAUUCUAAACUGCC
This is a messenger RNA of Anolis carolinensis (green anole), 11378 nucleotides long. It is a transcript of the gene atg2b, whose product is annotated as autophagy related 2B. Gene Ontology annotation, biological process: reticulophagy; autophagosome assembly; autophagy of mitochondrion. Bases 370 to 6651 code for a protein of 2093 amino acids. The record is from RefSeq and is a predicted model, not a curated record. NCBI's taxonomy places the organism in Eukaryota, Metazoa, Chordata, Lepidosauria, Squamata, Anolidae. Gene Ontology annotation, molecular function: phosphatidylinositol-3-phosphate binding. The transcript is spliced from 42 exons. Gene Ontology annotation, cellular component: phagophore assembly site.